Folsomia candida is the source of this 3502-nucleotide messenger RNA. RefSeq lists its product as uncharacterized. NCBI's taxonomy places the organism in Eukaryota, Metazoa, Arthropoda, Collembola, Entomobryomorpha, Isotomidae. The record is from RefSeq and is a predicted model, not a curated record. The coding region runs from base 339 to 2654 and encodes 771 amino acids. The transcript has 7 exons.
UCUUCUGGUAGAAUCUAUAUUCUGUGAAUCACCAUUACAUUUUCAAAAAAUAUAUUUUUUCUGCCUUCGUCCUGAGUGAAAUUAUGAAAAUCAAUUAAAGAUUAUUAACGUAUUACUGUGUAACAAGGGAAAAUAACAAUCUUGAUAAUUUUUAGUGAUUCGUACACACAAAACAGCAGAAAAUUUUCGAAUUUCGUGACAAAUUAUGUACCAUUGUUAGACUUUGACCCUGCCUGCGUUUAGAUUUUAUAAUGUGCCGUGUUUUAAAAUAUUUACGAAAUAUACACUAGAUUUUAUACACUCGGUUUGUAAAAGAAAGAAAAAAACGUUUAAAAAAUAUGGGUGGAAGUGGAAGCUACUGCUGCAAUUUAUGUGGGGACAUGGCUCCAACAAAACUUGCGAUUUUAGCCCACCUUGCCCAAUGGCAUAAGGGAAAGCGAGAGAGAACGCAAGAGAAAAAAUGGAGAAAAUCUGAGGGCAAAUCUAAGGGUAAGAGAAGUGACGCCAAGGCCGAUAAGGAAGCCAAGGCCGAUAAGGACGCCAGGGCCGAUAAGGACGCCAAGGCCAAUAAGGACGCCCCCACGACAACUGGGAAAAUUCGCGAAAAUAAAAGUAAGGAUAGUGGGUUUAGAAAGACUGGUACCUCGACCGAUAAACCCGUAGAUGACAAUGCCGUCGCUAAUGACGAAACUCCUAAACUGAAGUUUUCGACCUAUGGACGAACCUCUUAUGGGACGAGGGCAAGGUCGAGAAUGGGUGAUGGAGAGUCCUCGUCCGUGAACAAAUCUUCAGAAGUGAUCGACGAAUCGACCAGCGUUGCAAAGAAGCACAAAUUGCCACCCAACGAAGUACAUGAGGGGGUUGGAAAGACGAGGAAAUUGACGGACGAGGAAAACAUUCUAGUUAAGAAAGUCGUGGAUAAAAUCACGAAUGUGUUUCUCACUAAUGGCAAAAGUUUCACCAAGAAGCAUAAUGUAAAUGUCCUUCCUACUCAAGUUUUGGCCAAGAAAAAACCUCCUUUAGAAGGAAAGGGGUUUGAAUCUCGAAUCCUAAAUCAAGCCGACAAACCAAUCAAAAUAAGUAAUAAACCCGUCGUUUUCAAUCGGGAUACCAAAAUUGACCCCGUAACACACGCUACGCCAGAAAUUAGCUCGACACUGCCAACAAAGAAAAAUGAAAUGCUUAAACCCAUAAAAACUGCACCCCAACAAAAUCGUCAAAAAUUGGAGGAUGAAAUUCCAGUCUUCGAUAUAACAGAUGAUGACGAAGUUGAGGAUAUUAAUGCCGAUAAGCAAAUGAAUAAUGAGGAACACGAUAAUCGACCAGACUCACCGGUCUAUCUAUUCCCCAGGGUGAAGAGCACAAAAUCAUUAUCGUUAACUCAAGAGGAACAGGUCAAAAAGAUGCCACAAUUAGCACCAGCAACGCCUCCAAUUUUGACGAAGGAACCUCACCAACCUGGCGCAGGUAACACGGGAGAAAACGUUAGAAAACAACGUCCCAAGGCACGUAUCUCUCCGAACACUCUUCAAUGCCCCCUCUGCCCCACAAAGUGUAACACAGGAUUUAUCCUGCACCGUCACCUUGCUCAAAAUCAUGCUGGCGAGAUUCAAUGUAAACGCAAGGAGCUGAAUAAAACGACGAAGAUUGGUCACCCGUCGAAGACCCGGGCGCCUGUCAAACUACCCACAGUCGUUGACCAAGUAGGAUCAAUUGGUCAAAAACGGGGACACGAUCUCACGCCAACAUCACCGCCCAGAGAAUCGCCAGCACAACUACCAGCAACGUCGCCAGGAAAUAAUUUAGAGAAGCCAGUUGACUCCACAACGAUCGAAGCUGAAUUGGAGGAGCUGCUUUCCUCUCCUGUUAAAACUCACGGCAAUCUCGACAAUAUUAAAAAAGUUGAAGUCGACACCCCCAAAAAAACCAACGGUGUCGAACUCACCCCCACCAACGUCCACUCUUUAACUCCUCCUUCUCCUCCCUCCACCGUUAAAGUCCCUACGCCCCAACCAUCUCCAACCGACAGCGUAAAGACCAUCUCCAUCUCCAUCUUAUCGUCCCCUUCCUUCAAAUGUGACGAGUGUGGGACGCCCUUCCACACGGCGAAUGGUCUUUCGGUGCACGCCAGUCUUAAUCACGCCGUAGAAAAUGUGCCAGUUCCACCUAAAGAGUUGGAAUCAUCCGCAAUAUCUUUGACUGAUGAUGCAGAAUCAAUGUCAAUAAUGAAUAGCAGUACCAGUACAGCAACUCCUGGUCGGGCCAAGUUGAAGAUAUCCAUUCCGUUGUCCUUGUACCAUUCCUGCUCCGCCUGCAUUGAAGAGUUCGCGUUUUCUCACGAACUGACCAAACACGAGGCUGACCACGGUCUUGGAUUUGCUUGUCUCGGAUGUGGGGGCUCCUUCAAGUUUAAGACCAACUUAGACAAACAUUUCCAAAAGGCGCAUCCCGAACUUUCCAUGGGGAAAUGUACUUGGGUCUUAGGUGACCAUUGUGCAAUUUGGAAGUCGUCCUCCGCGGAAAUGAACGAACACGUGCGCCAAGUUCAUCCACAAAAAGUAAAUGCUUUCGAGGACAGAAAAGAAGACCUUGUGUGUGUGAAACAGGAGUUAAAUAGCGAAGAAAGUUAUUGGCCUGUUGUGGAUUUGGAAUAAUUUUCAUGUUCAUGUAAAAUGAGUAUAGUUCGGAACUUUACAUAAUUGGAUGGAAUGAGAUUAAUGUACGUACGAAAAUAAUGUGGCUAAGUUUUUAUGGCAAAUAAUAAUCGUUCAUUUCAAAUACUAUUUGUUUAUGCAUAGCCAGAACAUAAUGCUUACCUUGUCAGUUAAAAAUAAUUAUUACUUAAGAUUUCCUUAGAUUACGAGUUAACCUGCUAAUUAUUCGUAAAAAUUAUGGCCAGUUUUGGUAUUAUUGCUGUUAUCUUACCGUGUUAAGUUUAAAAUUAGAUUUUAUAUCAUUUACUUAAUUACUCAUACGUAUUUAGUUUACUCUCAGCUUGCACCGAGGAAGGUGCAAUGUUGUCCCAAAAUGAGCGGUAGGUCGAUGCUUGUAAAAAUUUGAAGUUAAUAAUAAGUUAAUAAUAUUAUGAUUCCUGUACUAAUUAAAUACUGUCAAAUUAAAAUUUACCUUAUUAUUCAACUGUGUGAAAUUAACUGCAAAUGAAAUAAAUCUGUUUAUAAACAAACAACAUGAUUGGAAGAAAUCGUUCACAAUACACAUUCCUCGCCAUCAUUAUCGUGAUGAUAAUCUUGUUUAUCGUCAUCCCAAAGCUGUACAUACAGAUAUCCACCAUAAACGAGAAUGACACCAGUACGAAUUGGACCUAUAAUUUGGACAGAUGACUAAUACUAGACACAUUUAAACGAAACUAAAUAAUAGCAAUGUUAAUUAAUGGACAAUGAAAGUACAACGUAUGUACUUCAGGCUGCCACGAGUUAAAUUGCUAAGCUAUCAUUUAGCUAUAAUUCCCUUAAAUUUCAUUAUUAUGUCCUUAACAAAAGAU